Messenger RNA from Oenanthe melanoleuca, 5597 nucleotides. RefSeq names its product Rho guanine nucleotide exchange factor 37 (gene ARHGEF37). The transcript is spliced from 13 exons. Lineage: Eukaryota; Metazoa; Chordata; Aves; Passeriformes; Muscicapidae. Gene Ontology annotation, cellular component: cytoplasm. The coding region runs from base 235 to 2283 and encodes 682 amino acids. Gene Ontology annotation, molecular function: protein binding; guanyl-nucleotide exchange factor activity. The record is from RefSeq and is a predicted model, not a curated record.
GCUGCGCAGGGACCGCCCCGCUCCCGGAGACCGAGCUGCGGCUGCUGCGGGCCGGACCGGCACCGCCCGGGGUCACCCCCUGCUCGGGUGAUCCCCCUUCUUGGGGUCACCCCCGGCCCGGGAUCCCCCCGUGCCCGCCCCGCUGUCCCCGCCCGCAGCAGCGGCCGCGCACGGCGACCUGCGCAACGCCGCCCGCUCCGCAGUGUCUGUGGCACCCUGCAGUGUCCUGCUGCCAUGGCGAGUGCAGAGCUGGGCUCUGAGGAUGCAGCUGAGGCUGAGGAGGCCGUGUACGAGGCCAUGCCCUGCGACAGGACGGAGCUGAGCCAGCGCCUGGCCGUGGAGGAGCUCAUCACCACCGAGGCCAGCUACGUGCACAACAUGCAGCUGUGUGUGUCAGACAUCCGGGCACACCUCCAGGAGAAGCAGCUGCCUGAGCUUGACCUGGAAGGACUCUUCUCUAACACUGAUGACAUCCUCCAUGUCUCCAGACGGUUUCUGAAGGCUCUGGAGGCCACAGCUGGCCAGGGCCAGGAGCAGCUGCUCUGCAUCAGCACCCUGUUCCAGGAGUUCAAGGAAGAGAUGGAGACUGUCUACAAGAUCUACUGUGCCAGCUACGACCACGCCCUGCAGCUGGUGGAGAGCUACCGCAGGGAGCCCCGGCUGCAGGAGGAGAUCCUGGACACCCUGAAUGCCACCGUGCCUCACACGGGCGCGUCAGACCUCAGCUUCUUCCUGGUGAUGCCCGUGCAGAGGGUCACCAAAUACCCUCUGCUGCUGGGGAAGAUCCUGGAGAACACCCCCAGCAGUGCCAGUGCCCACUCAGCCCUGCAGGCAGCAGCUCGUGCCAUGGCCCAGGUCAAUGCCAACAUCAACGAGUACAAACGGCGCCGGGAAGUGGCAACCAAAUACAACAAGGCGGAGCACCUGACGCUGCGGGACCGGCUGGCGCGCCUCAACACGCACUCCAUAGCCAAGAAAACCUCGCGCCUCAGCCGGCUGCUCAUGCACGAGGCUGGCAUCGUGGCCAAGACUGAGGACAAGGAAUAUGACGACCUGGAAGAGAAGUUCCAGUGUGUGGCAUCCAGUGUGGCCACACUGAAGGAGAACAUGGCAUCCUACCUGGGCCAUUUACAGGCGUUCCUGCUGCCCACCCCUCACCAGUGCGACCUGCAGAUGGACGAGGGACCCGCCCAGCAGCACCGCCGCCUCUCGGAGCUCCUCCUCAGCUCCGUGUUCCCAGAGUUUAAGCAGCGUGUGGACAGGCUGGUGUGGCAGCCCCUGUGCAGCCUCUCAGACAUGCUGGAGGGGCCCCAGCAGCUGGUCAGGAAGCGCCUGGACAAGCUGCUGGACUACGAGGAGAUCCAGGAGAGGAGGAGCGAGGUGGGCAGCGUGAGCUACGACGAGGAGGCAGCCAUGAACACCUACCUGGCCAUCAACGACCUGCUGCUGGCUGAGCUGCCCCACUUCAACCAGCUGGCCCUGCAGCUCCUGGGGCAGAUCCUGCGCUCCUUCAGCGCCCUGCAGCUGGACUUGGCUGCCCAGGUGCUGCAGCAGGCAGAAAAGGAGCUGGAGCAGCUGCCCCACGGCCACAUGCCCCUGCCCAGUUUCUGGAAGGUGGUGGAGGACGCCCUGCAGCAGUCGGGGGCUCAGCUCCGUGCCUUCUGCCAGGCCUUUGAGACCAUCACACCGAGCCCUGGCACACAGCCUCUGACCCCUGCUGAGGAGAGGAAGGUCCUUUCCCUUGUGAGCAAGCACGGCCCAGACAAGCUUUACCAAGUGACCAGCAACAUCAGUGGCAGCAGAGACUUGGACCUGACCUUGCUGAGGGGACAGAUCGUGGCUCUGCUGCAGAGCUCUGACACCAAGGGGAACACGAGCAGGUGGCUGGUGGAUGCUGGAGGUCCCCGAGGGUUUGUUCCUGCUGCAAAACUCAGACCCUACAGCCCAGGACAAGCCCAGCAGCCUGGGAUGCAGCUGCUGUCCCUGGACAGUGGCACAGAGAGGAGGAGACAUUCCUAUGCAUCCCCUGAAGCUCCCAGGCCACAGGUGGCCACCUUCACCCCAACAUUCCAGGUGGUGGCCGGCUUCUCCUUCGCAGCCAGGAGCCCGCAGGAGGUGACCCUGCAGGCAGGGCAGCCCGUGCUGCUGCUGGAGCCCCACGACAAGAAGGGGAGCACAGAGUGGAGCCUGGUGGAGGUGGAUGGCCAGAGGGGCUACGUGCCCUCCAGCUACCUGGUGACCGUCCCCGUGCAGGACCCCGCGGGCUGGAGCUUGCCCGUGUGAGCGUGGCCAGCCCACAGCACGGGCACGGGAUGGGAGCAGCCAGCUUGGCACUGAGGACACCUCACAGGAGAUGCUGGAGGGAGGAGCCCCCGGCUGGGAAGGUGGUGGGAGGCACCUGGGGGGCACAGCCCAGGGGUGUGGGCACGAGGAUGGCACUUGGGAGGCGCCUGUUGGUGGGAGGUGUGAGGGUGCCAGGUGCUGUGGGUGUGUUGGCACAAAGCAAAGCAGCACCAGGGAGUCAGGGCAGGUGGCUGCAGUUAUCCAGGGAUUUGCUGAAAUCCCUGCGAGUGACAAAUGUGUCCUGGGGGUGAUGAGGCAGCAUUGUCCCUGCUUGGAGGAGGAUUGAGCAGCAAAGGUGCAGCAAUGCAGAGGGGUCCUCAGCCAGGCAGGGGGCACUUGGACACCUGGGCACUUGGACACCUGGGCACUGAGCACCUGGGCACUUGAGCACUAGGCACUUGAGUACUUGAGAAUUUGGCUACCUGGGUGCCUGAGUACCUGGGCACUGGGCACCUUAGUACCUUAGAAACUGGGCACCUGGGCACCUGAGAAUUUGGCUACCUGGGCACCUGAGUUCCUGAGAAUUUGGCUACCUGGGUGCCUGAGUACCUGAGCCCCUGGGCACUAGGCAGAUGGGCACUGGGCACUUGAGUUCCUGAGAAACUGGGCACCUGAGAAUUUGGCUACCUGGGCACCUAAGUACCUGAGAAACUGGGCUCCUGGGCACCUGAGAAUUUGGCUACCUGGGCACUGAGUGCCUGAGAAUUUGGGCAGUGCGCACCUGUGGCAGCGCUGCGCUGCGGCCGCCAGAGGGAGCCCCGCACCAGCUCCCAGUGCCCGCUGGGCUCCUACUGGGAGCGCUGGUGCGGGAGUGCGGGAGUGCGGGAGUGCGGGGGCACUCGGGGGUUCCGCACCGCUCAGGGCGACAGACAUCGCCACUCCCGGGACCCCCGGGCCCCCCUGUCCCCUGCAACCCGCACAGAUCCCCACCGGGUUGACACGGGUCGCAUGAAAGAGAUUUUUGGGAGAAUCAAUCCGUGUUGGUCCUGACCUAAGGCACGGUUUGAGAAUGGGGACAGCCUCCCUCCCGCCUUUCCCGAGGUAUCCCAGCUCCCUGCCUCAGUUUCCCCGUGGCUGCACUGUUAGGAGACGCUGAUAUGGUGCCAGAGGGGACUUCAGGAGCCGCCCGGGGCUGGCACGGCUCGCUGCCCAUCCCUCACCCGCAGUGCAGCUCCGGGCUGGCGUCGCCCCGGCUGCCCUGGGCUCCUGACUGCCCGCAUCAAAGGUGCCCGUGCGGGCUGGCGAGCGCUGGCACGCCGGGCCCUGUGCCCUGCCCUGCCCUGCCCUGCCCGGGGCCACCCACGGGCUCCCCGCAGGUUCCCCAGUGCUCUGGGCAGUGGGGCAGGGCUGGCACGUCCUCACCCAACCCUGAGCAUCUGCCAGGCAGGUGGGGACAGGCCCCAGGCACUGCCCUGUGCGUCCCACUUGUGGGGCUGGGGUCUGCUGGGGGUCACCUUCCUUUGUGUCUGUACCUGUGGGGUGGCAGCCACCUGUGCCCAGGUGGCAUUGAAAGCCCUGAGGAAAUGUUCAGCUGCACAAAACCUGGGAGGGGACAGCAGUGCCAGAGCUGGGGACAUGUCCUGGGGAUGGUCCCAGCCUGGGGAAAGGCUGAUGCGUUCCUCAGGGAGGGAAAAUGAGCAGGCUGGGGGAUGAGGGUCAUAGAGCAGGAGCUGGGUGUCUGUGCUUGCCCAGGCCCUGCAGCCACAGGGCUCACCCCUCCAGCUCCCUGCAGAUGGCUCCUCUGGGUUUUUCCAUCCCUACUCAAAUCCCAUCAGGUCGGGUUUCUCUCCAAGCCACCUUCCUGCCAGCUCAGUGGGGUGCACAAGCAAUCAGCCCCGUGCCAGUUGAGGCUGGCCAGAGCCUGAGACCCUUCAGAGGGUUAGAGGUGAUGGUGGCACAGGGAGUGCUGAGAUCUCUGAUCCCUGGGCCAUGAUCUUCCCACUGCAAGGAGAUCUGGAGUGGUCAGGACUUGACUGGACAUCCAGCAGGAAGAGAGAAAUGAGUUCAUGUGGCUGGGCUCUGCAGUUCCCCCCAGUCCUGCUGCCAGCCUCGAUGGCUGGGGCACCUUUCCCAGGGGUCUGUGUCCAUGAGUGCAGGACGUGGGUGCCCAUCCCUCCCUUCUCCCAUGAAUCCACCCAAACCCAGGGCACUGCUGCUGCCCCGAGCCUGGAAGUGCCUCUUGGAGUCACGGGAGGGCACGGGGCUCUUCCAGCCUAAACACGAUGGGGGAUAAAGGGCACAAGUGUGCCUUUAAAUAGCCUGUCAAGGACAGGCUCUGCCGGGAGGAAUGCUCUGGCUGGCCCGGUGGAACGUGCCUGUGCCUGGGGGCACGGGGGGACAGCGGGGCAGGGCCGGCUGCUGCCGGGACACCGGGUCAAGGUUAGGCACGGCCCUGGCCCGGUGCCACCGUGCCAUGGCUUGGCACCAGGGCAGCAGAGCCGUGCGAACAGGGACAUGAAUGCCAGGCCAGGGGUUUGCCGUGCCCGGGGCUGCUCUGGAGGUGACAGCGCCCUGCCCGCCGGCCCGCACGGAAUUUGGCACCGGCGCUGCCUGGCCGCCGGAGCGGCUGCUGCGCUCCUGUCCGGGCUGAUUCAUAUCCUGGACGUGCCGGCAUUUGGAUGGUGUCCACCCGCGGGUGUGACAGCAGGCUGUGGCCCCAGGGCGCGGGUGCCAGCCCGGCCGCGUGCCGGGGCAGCUCCGGUCUGCUCUGAGCCGCUGCUGCUCCCCGGGGACACAGCCCAGGUGAGACCCGGCACGGCAGCAGGAUGGCUCAGUGCCCAGGUGUCCGUGUGCCCAUCGGGCACCCCGCGGCAGGGAGGCGUGAGAACAAGGAGCUGCCACGCAAGCCCCAAGCGCAGGAUCCCAGUCCGCUCGCCACGGGGUGCAGAAAGGGCGGAGGGAAUAAAGGGCGGAGAGGGGAGCGAGGAGGAGCAGGGUGGCAGCGCUGGGCUCAAGGGCACUGCCAGCCCGAGAGGCUUUAGGCUCAGGGUGCCCGCGCUGCCAGGCUGAGCUGGCUCCGAGCAGAGCUGCAAUGUCCCCUGCCACCUGCGGGAGCAAGGGGACCCACGAGGAGCUGCCCGAGCCCCCGGGCACCCUCCUGGCCCCUCGUGUGCCCGAGGAAGGGCUGAGCCCCACCGAGAGCGAGCCCGGGGUGCGGAGCAGGAGGGGAGGUGUGAGCAGCAGCGCUCGCUCCAGGCUGGUGCAGCUGGCACCUGAAUUGUCUAAUAAAGUGUGAAAUUGCUUUCAUGCUCUGC